AUGGCCCAACCCCUGGAUGAGAUGAGCGACGCUCGACAACCAUCUGACAUUGCAUCGUUCAACACGUCGCCAGUCUCUCAUCCAAACAUGGCAGACGAUGGCAACAAUCUGGAGUAUUCGAGUCCGAACCACGCCCAUGCCAGCCAAAACCUUGAUGUUGCUUCAGGAGUUGCAGUCCCGCUUGACCCGAUGUUGUUUCAGCAAUACGGCAACCGCAUUGAGGACGGAGAUCAUUCGAACCAGGCGAUUCUCACAAGCUACAACCAGUACUCUGGAUUGAUGGAGCCAGCAUGGGCCAACAUGUCCCAAUGCAUGCCCAGACUUGGACAACACCAAAUCUUGACGCCCCCCGUCGUGGCAAACACUGGUCCUCAGGAACAGCAAGGACAGACAGACAACUCAGGUGUCAACCGCUGGACCCCAAAGAUGGACAAAAGGCUGUUGCUCCUCAAAAAUGACGGGAAACCCCACAAAUUCAUUGCCAAAACGCUCGCUACCGAGUUCCCCUCCGCCAAAGGGUUGAAUGACAACAUGGUUGCAAAAAGACUCAGAUCUUUGCGGGAAAACGCUGCCAAUGCCACGAAAGUGGAUAAAUGCGUCAAUCGUUGUCUCCCGAAAAUGCUUCCAGUGCUGGCAGACGCGGUUGCACAAGUGGCCCAGGAGCACGGUUACGAGCACGUGGAGAAUGAGAAAGAAGACAUCGAGCUGGAGUUGAGAGCGGAACUGAAAAAGAUCAUCCAGAAGAGGAUGUUGGACCGCCAGCGACCACGAGCCACUGGUCCAGCUACAGCAGCAUCACAAACACAGAACAGGGUUACGAAACCCACCGGACGCCGAACCAGAGCACACCAUGUCAACUCCGGUAACUUAAAUUCCCAGUCCGGUAAUGCUAGUGGCUCGACGGACCCAAGCGCGCCAAAAGACUUCGGCCCUGUGGCAAACCGAGACUAG
Molecule: messenger RNA, 951 nt
Organism: Sordaria macrospora k-hell
Lineage: Eukaryota; Fungi; Ascomycota; Sordariomycetes; Sordariales; Sordariaceae
Source: RefSeq, a predicted model, not a curated record